This is a messenger RNA of Penicillium verrucosum, 249 nucleotides long. RefSeq lists its product as uncharacterized. The transcript has 2 exons. The record is from RefSeq and is a predicted model, not a curated record. Bases 1 to 249 code for a protein of 82 amino acids. Lineage: Eukaryota; Fungi; Ascomycota; Eurotiomycetes; Eurotiales; Aspergillaceae.
AUGUUGUGGUCGGCUAAAGGCGGAACGCGUGAUCGUUCGGUGAAGGUUGGAGCUCGUGCUCUUCUUGCCUGUGUGCCUCGGUGGGCGGGGGAGUUCCAGGAAAACGAAAAAGACGAGACCAGCACAGAUGGGGAAAUUGUCCGUGUCCAUGAAACCCAAGAUAACAGCGCAGACAGAGAGGGUUGGGCAGCCAAGGUGAAUAGGCGAGAUGCGUCAUCACGGGCAAAUCGCGGUGAAGGUAAGGAAUGA